Molecule: messenger RNA, 3322 nt
Organism: Choloepus didactylus (southern two-toed sloth)
Lineage: Eukaryota; Metazoa; Chordata; Mammalia; Pilosa; Megalonychidae
Gene: FNDC7
Product: fibronectin type III domain containing 7
Exons: 13
Coding region: 1-2202 (733 amino acids)
Molecular function (GO): protein binding
Source: RefSeq, a predicted model, not a curated record
AUGGCUGGUGGACCCAAGAAAUGUUUGUCAUUGAUUGGAUUCGGUCUUAUCUGUCUUAAAAUGGUUGCUUCAGCAAAAACAGCUCCUGAAAUACCCACUAUUGAUCAGGCAUAUUCAAAAAUCAGCAACAGUGUCACCGUGGAAUGGGCUACAGUGCCAGGAGCCACCAGUUACCUCCUGGCGGCUGAAGACGGAAAUACGGUCAUUGAAACCACGGUGGCAAAUUCCCCAGGCACUGUGACAGGUCUGAAGGCUGCGACCUUGUACCGAAUCACCAUCAGAUCCAUCAGUGCCGCUGGGAGAAGCCAGGCAUCGCCCCCAAAGCAGGCAAAGACAGUGUUGGCUGCACCAAUUCUAGAAGUAAGCUCUCCAAGACCAGACUCUAUUGUGGUGCAGUGGGAUGCUGUAUAUAUGGCAACUGGAUUCUCCGUGUCCAUUAUGCGAGCUAAUGGCUUGGGUAGAAUACAGAAAGAGAAUACCACAAACACCUCCUUGACAUUCACCAGUUUAGAUGCUGGGACUCUCUACACCAUAAAGGCCUAUGCGUGGAAUGCCAAUGGAAUCCCUGGAGAUGACUCCACCUUCAAUCAGAGAACAAGUCCUUGUGCACCUUCCAACAUUCAAGUCUCUUUUGAUAGUGGGGCUCUGAAGGCAUCUGUUUCAUGGGCACUGACAGAAGGAGCUUUCAACUAUACCGUGAUGGCUUUGAGUGGCUCUUCAGAGUUCAGCUGUAGUACCUCUUUCAGUUCCUGCACCAUCUCUUGCCUCCAGUGUGGAACUGAAUACCUGAUUUCAGUUGUAGCAAGUAAUGAUGCUGGAUCUAGCAAAUCAACUGCAGCAGAGACUCUGAAAACUGUUGCUUGUGCACCUGGAAGAGUGACGAUCCAAGAAGAAUUCCCCGGCCACCUGUCUGUUGCUUGGUCCAGUGUCAAGUUGGGUGAUUACUAUGUGGCCUUUGUGAAGAGUGAUGAUGGCUUGGAAGUACACUGUAACACAUCCCUCACCCAGUGCAAUUUCCUGUCUGAAUGUGGCUUCACUUACUUUAUUAGUGUUUUUGCUUAUAACAAGGCGGGACAGAGUCCUUUGGGUGACGUGUUCAAUUAUACCACAGCUCCCUGUUGUCCCAGAGACAUUAACCCCGUGUUCGUGUCCAGUGACAGAGUGGAGAUCGUCUGGUCUCCUGUCCGUGGUGCCGAACUUUACGAAACCAAGGCUGUGGAUGGGUACAACGUGGUUGAAUGCAAUGAUACUGUCCCUGCUUGCACCCUUUCAGCUCUAGAAUGUGACACCAAGUACAACAUCACGGUGUAUUCAUUCAGCGAAGUCCGGGGCAGCAAUAUGUCAUGCACAUCCCAAUUUAUAACCACAGCUCCUUGCAGUCCUGAAAUAAAACAUGUUUCCAAGGAUGCGUCCUCUAUAAUUAAUGUGCACUGGCAAUCCACCAAUGAUGAUGCUACCUAUACGGUGACUGCACAAGGAGAGAAAGGGCUGUACCAGUGCAGUAGCAGGGGGGAGUCUUGCACCAUGGCAGGCCUGCCCUGCGGCUCGGUGUUCUCCAUCGCCGCUGUGGCUGAGACCCAGGCGGGACAGAGCCUGCCCAGCUACAGUGUGCUCCUAGAAACAGUGCCGUGCUGUCCAGCUGGUCUGACAGUAACUCAUGUCACCCAGUCGGUAAUCAACGUGAGCUGGACCAUUGGGACUGGGGUGCAAACCUUUGAAGCCGUUCUGGAGUCACACGCUGGACAGUCUAAAUGCCACACCCAUCAAAACCACUGCCUCCUGGGAUGCAUCGUGUGUGGUGUCAAUUACACAGUGGCAUUAAAAACAAUUAGUGCCACUGGGCUGUCUGUGGACUGUGCCUACCAAAGUCAUUCCUCUAGUGCCUGCUGCCCUUUGGGGGUGAAAUUAUAUAGAUUGGGCCCUAAUGGCAUCCGGAUCUACUGGCAAGCCUCCAGGGGUUCCGCCAAUUACAGCACUGACCUCUAUGGCUCCAAAGGCAUUUUCACGUGUGUCCCAAGCGCUGGCCUCAGUUUCUGUGACGUCACUGAGAUUCCCUGCGGGGAUGUAUAUACUGUGAUGGUCUCUCCAGUUGCUGAAACAGGACUGAAGCUUACUUUCUGUCCAAAAAAAAUAUAUUCAGUAACCUGCUCUGGAAGUACACUUGGAAUGGUGAUUUACAGAGGGAAGAGAAAUACCGAAUGACACAUUGAGUCUUGGAUGAAAAGGAAGACUUGCCUGAAAUUGUCUCAAUUGUUAGUGAUUAGAGCUGGAAGAAGAACGAUUAGAAUACAAAAUGCCUCUAGGAUAGCAACAGCUCCUGCGGUUUUUAGAAAAACAACUAUGACUCCACUUCUAGAGGGCGAGGUCAGGUGUGUCUUCACCUGCACAGCAGUUCAAGAUCUGCUGCAGAAACAGCUCUAGAGAGAAAAUGGAUCCAGAAAUCCAGAAAGUCUUCUGGGAAUCUGCCAGAGUGAGCCAGCACACUGUGAGAAUUCGGGAAACAUGAAAGAUCUGUUCAGUAGAAAUUCUUUCUGAAAUUUCACAUCCAGACACAUCAUAGACUUCAACAUAUCCACUUCAUGAAAGUUUUAUCAACACCAGCACUUGCCCAUGCAGCGUCCUAGGCAUGCAGGGGCUGAAUACUUUCACUCCCAGAGAAGCCAAGCCACCCACACUGAGAAAGUGCUCAUCCCAAGACAAACCGCCUGCCUGAACUUCGGCAUAAGUUGGAGAGUAGCAGCUGUCAGGGCAACCUGUAGUAACAAACGCCUUCAUUGCAAGUUAGGAGGGAAGCCAAGCUGCUUGGGGGUCUGCCAAACCAAAGCCUCAGUGAUGUGGCGUCCAUGGGAGCCUCCAUUUGGGAAAGCACAACAGCUGGCAUGAUUCUAGAGGGAAUGUAGUCAUGCUUUCUGGAUGAGCAAAGACUUCAGAUGCAGGGGCAGCCAAGUGCAGAGCUUCAAACUGUGGCAGACUGGCAUGCAUGCACCUGGUAGGGGAGGAGCAUCAAUCUUACUGGUUAUCUCCCUGCUCAGACUGUUACUGCUAUCAUCUUUGAACUGGAAAGGCAAUGAUAUAUAACAUUAAUCUAUUGUACUUAGAAAAAUGUUAUCUUUCUACUGCCAGUAACCUUAUUUUAAAAAAAUAGUUCAAAUAGUGUUUACCUUCUCAGCAAAUAGAUUUCUCUAACAAGUCAGAGCUCAAAUCACCUCCUCUGGAAAUCAGCUUCCAGUAGUAAUUCCCUUCUUUUGGAUCCUAAAGCAUUGUUAAUCCUCUUUCAUGCAAUUUAGCACAUGAAUUUGUGUUUGUUGAAUAAAUGAUUAUU